UAUUAGGGUGGUCCGUAAUUUUGUUGUGAUAUGUCACAAGAGCAAUAUAAACAAUCAUGUCUUUCAUCUAUUAUAUAUUAUUUUCUUGCUUUGGUUCAUCUGUUUGAAGGCAUGAAAGAAAAUUAAGAAACCAGUGUCGUCGUGAUGUCUGAAGUAUAUGUGCAAGUUUUGUAUGAUUAUAAUUAUCGUACUGAUGAUGGAAAUGAAGUCAAGAUAAAAGCAGGGGAAGAACUUUUGCUCGUAGAAAGGUUGAAUGAAAAUUGGUGGCAAGUUAUACGCAACCAUAGUGAAUACCCAUUUUAUGCACCAUCAAAUUAUUUAAGUGUAAUUGGUUUUAAAUGUAAUGAAACCACUAAAUCUAGAGAUGUGAAUUCAAACUUUGCUCAUGUCAUCCAAAAAACACCUAAUCAAAGGAAUGUCAGCAAUGAUGAACUUUCCAAUACUUCUAUUAGAAGAGCUUGUGAGCAAAAAUCCAAGAAAUGUGAAGCAGCUCCAAAAUCCACUAUGGAAUCCCUUUCAUUUCGAAAUCCACUUUGUACUGAUGGAUUUUCAAAUAAUGAAGCAGAUUUAAAUCAGGAUGUUUCAAAUCAUGUGCCUUUUACUACAGAGCUUAAUAAGGAUCAAAAACGAUUUCUUUCGGAUUCAGCAGCUAAUGAAAAUUCUAUCUCUCAAGAUUCUUUGUCGCCAAUUUAUGUGAACAUACCUUUAUCGCUGGGUAGAUUGCCUCCAAUACCUAAAGCUGAGCAAGCACCAUUACGUUCCUUGUCAAAUGAUUGGUUUGAAUAUGUUGAUGAAGAAAGCGGACGCAAGUAUUAUUUUCAUUCCUUGUCUGGGAAAGUGACGUGGAAACCACCAAGACGACGGGAAAAUAUGCAUUCUACACCUCUUAAUAGUGAACCAAGUAGUCCACAAUCUCUUUUCUCUUCUAAUGUUCCUGAACCGCCACCAAAGCAGCUGAAACCAAAGCUAAAAAAACUUGCACACAGCAGCAAUGAAAGCUUGGAAUCUCAAACUUCACCAUGCAUGUUCACCAUUCUGCCUCCUGGUUGGAGUCAAGAAUCUGACUCUAGUGGAAUUGUCUAUUACCAGAAUGAAGCUAGUAGAAAAAAGUGGUUUUCCUCUUUGGAUGACAAUGGAAGAACUUAUUUUUAUGAUGAAGACAGUAGUGAGUCUGUUUGGGAGUUACCAGAUUUAUCAACUGUAUCAGACACUGAGGAAUCUAAGCAGGGUGAGAAAGUUCAGAAAGAAUUGUCUCAACAGUCAAAUGAAAAAGACAGGUCUCAAGAAAUGGCGUUAUCGAAAUCAACUACUGAACCAAUGCCAGCAAAGUUGCGCAAAAGAGCCCCCAAAUUGCCAGUUCCACGGCAGUUCAAAACAAGAUCUUUAGUAGUUCCAGAAUGUGUAAAUUUAGCGGGUGCUGAGGACAAUAAAGGUUAUUUGCCUGCUUCAUUUGGAGAAGGAUAUUGGCCUUCAGUGCAAGAUGGCCACUUUUCUAUUACUCGAAAAGGGACUUUAAACAAGACCAAACUUGUUGAAGGUGGAAAACGUAUUCGUAAAAAUUGGACUUCCUCUUUUGUUGUUCUGACUGACGUAUUUCUGUUGUUUUAUAAAGAUAUCAGAUCAGCCCACUUAGCAACUCCUGGAAUGAAGCCAGAACUUUGUAUUGAUUUGAAUGGGGCAUUAGUGGAGUGGUGUCCAGAAAAAUCUAGCAGAAAAAAUGUUUUCCAAAUUAGUACAGUUCUUGGGCAUCAGUUGCUACUGCAAGAUGAUAAUGCUCAAACAACCAAGGAAUGGUUUGAUACUAUUCAAGCUGCCAUAAUGAUGCUGCCUUCAAGUCUGGAGCAGAAUUCUUUACAUGGCCAUGAUGAAAGUUCAAAAAAAGAUGUAAAGCUUUCUCGCUCAAAGUCUACUAAACAAUAUUCAUCCAAAGCUAACAAUGAAGAAAACGACCUAGUCAUUCCAGCAGAGAAAAAGAGAAAAAUACGUGAUAAACUUCGGCAAUUUUUUGUUAGGCGACCAACCCUUGAGAGCUUAAGGGAGAAAGGAAUCUUAUUAGAUGAACCUGUGUUUGGAUGCCAUCUGGAAACUUUGUGUUCAAGAGAAAAUAGAACUGUUCCAAAAUUUGUUUCAAAAUGCAUAGAAGUAAUUGAAAAGAAAGAAUUAACCGCUGAUGGACUGUACAGAGCAAGUGGAAAUUUGUCACAAGUUCAAAAGAUUAGAAUUCAUGUUAAUCAAGAUGAUUAUUCUUGUUUAGAGCUUGAGGAGGACGUGCAUGUUUUAACUGGUGCCUUGAAAAUGUUCUUUAGAGAAAUGAAAGAACCACUGUUCCCUUUUAAUAUGUUUGGCAAGUUCUUGAAUGCUAUAGCAUUACCUGAUGCAAGUAGCAAACUAGUGGCUUUAAAGGAACUUGUAUCCAAAUUACCUGAGCCAAACUAUGAAACACUGAAAGUGCUAUUUGAGCAUCUGUUAAGGGUAACAAAGUACCAUAAGCAAAAUCGAAUGCAAAUACAGAACUUAGCUAUAGUAUUUGGACCUACAUUGAUGUGCUCUGAACAGAUGUCUAAUAAUAUUGCUUUGGAUAUGAUGCAUCAGAACCGAAUAGUUGAAUUUCUGUUACUAGAGUUCAAUGCUAUAUUUUGUGUCAAUAGUACUGGUCAAGCAAAGAACAAGUAAAUGUUGUGGCUUAUUGCAACAUAAAUGUAAUAAUCUAAAUACAGUAUCGGAUCCCUCUGCAUGCACUCCAUAAAUUUAAUGGACUUAAAAAUCUGACAAAUUUCGGAUUUGAAAUUUAUGUGAGGAAAGGAAUAAUUAGAAACAUAUCUAUUUGAAAAAACAUUUUUUUACCCUUUUGUACUUUUUCUAACUUUAAUUCAUAAAAGAUUUGAAAAAAAUUAUUAAUGUUUGUUAAUAAUUCUUUUCAAAUACGUUUAUCUCUGAAUUGGCUGAAACAAAGCUUCAAGCUGCAUCUAUACGGUGGAAAAAAGCUGAUCAUUCAUGUGAUUGUUUUCCUUCUAGAAUUUGGUUUAUCUCUGCUUUAAAGGGAUGCUCAUCUGAAAUAUAUAAUGCAUAAUUAUGCAUACAUAGUGACACUAGACUUGCCAAUAUGGAUACUUAAAUAGUAUCCAUAUUGGUAAGUGGAAUAGCUAUUUUUUGUCCUCCUAGGUCUGACCUGCAUAAAUGAAUAGUUGCAAUAUAACUUAAAGCUGACUCUUUCUCUGGUUGAAUGUUUGCUUUUCGAGCAUUAUUACAUCUAACUUUGGUUAGACUAGUAAUAAGCAGUUCACUAAAAGGUUACAUGCAUGGCUGUUUUUCUGUUUUUAACUUUACAGACAAUUCAAAGUAAACUGUUCUGCAAAUAUAACGAGGUGCUCAUCCUUCCAAAAGCAAUGACACCUUCCUAAAUACCGCAAAGAACCCUCCAACAGCAAGAGCCCCCCCCCCCCCCUCAGGGAGAAAAGUACCCCUAAAAAUUUCAAUGCCGUAAUCUGUGCCAUGACCUCCCUCCCCCCACCCCUAGUUGGUAGUUGAGCACCUUAAAUAUAAUCUUCAUUUGAAACUAUUUUAUAUCAACUACUCUACCACUAUUUUUUUUUCAGAAAUAAUUUGACUUCUUUUCUUUUUACUCUGCACAAGAAUGUCAUUAAAUUGAAAGGUUAGGUUCACUGUCGAAAGAGUUUAAAAUGAAUUAUCUCAUUCUAGGUGUUGACUUUUUCAACUAUCAAGUGUAUGUAUAUGUAUAUUUUCAAUAUUCUACACUUAUAUUAUAAUUAUUAUAUAUAUAUAUAUAUAUAUAUAUAUAUAUAUAUAUAUAUAUAUACACACACACACACACACUCAAAUACAUGCAAACAUGUAUUUGUUCACAUUUGUGCAUGUAUUUGUGCGGAGAUCAACAAAAACUGCAAAAUCUUUGAUGCUGGGGAAAUAUUUUAGGAAUCAAACAAAUUAUAUGGAAUAUUUAUUAAAUAUUCAAAGUAACAUGGCUUUUUAAUUUAUUCAGAAAAAACUAGUCACCAAGGUUUUAUUUUAGUCCCCGGGGCUUUGUCAUACGCCGUGUAUAUGUGUGUAUACUGGACUGGUUGUGCAAAUUUUGAUGGAGGAAAAAUUUCAUGCUGUCAAUUAAAAAAAAAAAAAAAUCACUGGUAGCACUGCACAAUAUGAAAACCUCCUUCAGAUAAAAUAUGUGUCUUUUGUUUUAUACUUUUGACUGAGGGUCGAAUUAGUUUUUGUUUACCACUCACCAUUUUCCCAAAACUGCAUGCUUUACAUAUUUUUUAAAUA
Messenger RNA from Uloborus diversus, 4281 nucleotides. RefSeq names its product rho GTPase-activating protein 27-like. The coding region runs from base 145 to 2673 and encodes 842 amino acids. Gene Ontology annotation, biological process: regulation of GTPase activity; signal transduction. The record is from RefSeq and is a predicted model, not a curated record. Gene Ontology annotation, cellular component: cytoplasm. Gene Ontology annotation, molecular function: protein binding. The transcript is spliced from 16 exons. NCBI's taxonomy places the organism in Eukaryota, Metazoa, Arthropoda, Arachnida, Araneae, Uloboridae.